This is a messenger RNA of Durotheca rogersii, 2424 nucleotides long. RefSeq names its product cyclin-like protein. The transcript has 4 exons. The record is from RefSeq and is a predicted model, not a curated record. Lineage: Eukaryota; Fungi; Ascomycota; Sordariomycetes; Xylariales; Xylariaceae. Gene Ontology annotation, molecular function: cyclin-dependent protein serine/threonine kinase regulator activity. Gene Ontology annotation, cellular component: centrosome; cyclin-dependent protein kinase holoenzyme complex; cytoplasm. The coding region runs from base 185 to 2104 and encodes 639 amino acids. Gene Ontology annotation, biological process: mitotic cell cycle phase transition; regulation of cyclin-dependent protein serine/threonine kinase activity.
GCCGAGGGACUGCUUUGUUUGCCGCUACACUCCGCCAUUGACCCAAGCUUCUCCGUCUCCACCUCAGGCUCUGCAUUCUAGUUUCCCUCCUCCGAGACCUCACCUCUCCAAGCUUAAAGCUAAUCUGGUUGUACUGUAGCCUUCCCGUCCUGUCUGCGCAAAGUCCAAGCCAGGCAACGAGAACAUGGCUUCUCAACCCAACAAGACUCUUCAUCAGCGCCACAAGUCAGCCGGUAACCUGCUCAACAUGGCGACUACGAGCAGCCUCUCCAAGGUUCCGGUCAGACGCGCUGGUACCAGUGAUACUGGCGUCGGAGUGAGGAACAGUAGCCUCUCUACCGAGACUAUUGCUCGGGAACAGGAGAAUCGAGGCUUCGCCAACCCCAAGGAGGCGUUCCUCCGCCCUGCGCAACGUCCCCCCAACAAGUCUGUCGCCCCGUCCGUCACGGCGAACCACCUCAAAACCACAAACCAGUCGCUACCUCCGCCUCGACAGCUAGGCGCUUCCAAGCGACGGACGCCUCUCGUCGUCUUCAAUGACGGCCAAACUAACAAGGAGAACCAAGGCGGCAACCCAAAGGGGGCUAAGCUGAUCGCUCAGUCGUCCUCUGACAAGGCCGUCCUCGUUUCCACGACUACCAAGGAUAAUAACUCUCAGCCGCAGAGCACAGAGCUUGAGCAGGAUUGGGUGACGGUCAACACGGAGCAGGCCCUCACGGAGACUGUCCAGACAAAUAUGGCUUCGGCGGCUGGCGAGGAGAUCCCCGAAGCGCUUUACCUAGAUGCUGUCGAGGAGCUGUCCGCCGAGAAGUACCCUGUUGUGGAAUUAGAGAAGCUAGAUGUCUCUCCUAUGCCUUCGCCGGACGUUACAUCCACUCACCAGCGUCCACCAGUCGACCCCGCGGAUUAUGACGCUAUGAAGCGCCUGUCCGCUUCGAUCUUCAAAAGAUCCGGGCACCCUAUACCUCCCGACCUCCUCAAAUAUGCCGAUCUGUCGGACUGCGAGGACGAGGACUAUUACGACGAACAGGGUUAUACCACGGCUCAUUCUUACCGAUCGCGCGGUGAUUAUACUACAGGCGGUGCGACCACGGUCAUGCUGCCCCCAGAGCUGACCAAGAAGGGCGAGGCAGAGCUCGAAGCUGCCCGAGAGAUCGUCGAGAGCAAGCGUAUUGCCGAGGAGGACGAAGAGGAUGAGUUGUUCGAUAUCAGCAUGGUGACUGAGUAUGGAGACGAGAUCUUCCAGUACAUGAGAGAAAUCGAGAUGACUUUAUUGCCCGACCCUCGCUACAUGGACACGCAAACCGAGCUUCAGUGGUCCAUGCGAGCCGUCCUCAUGGACUGGGUAAUCCAGGUCCAUACUCGUUUCGGACUUCUGCCCGAGACCCUGUUCUCGGCCGUCAACUUCAUCGACCGGUUUCUUUCCGUGAAGAUAGUAUCCCUAGGAAAGUUGCAGCUUGUCGGUGCCACCGCGCUCUUCCUUGCGGCGAAGUACGAGGAGAUUAAUUGUCCCUCGGUCCAAGAGGUCGUCUAUAUGGUUGACGGAGCGUACACCUUCGACGAGAUCCUAAAGGCAGAGCGUUUCAUGCUUAGCAUGCUUGACUUCGCGCUGGGUUGGCCGGGCCCGAUGAGCUUCUUGCGACGGAUCAGCAAGGCCGACAAGUACGACAACGAGAUCCGAACCGUGGCCAAGUACUUCCUCGAAGUUGCCCUUAUGGAUGAGCGCUUCGUCGCGAGUCCUCCCAGCUACGUCGCCGCCGGCUCCCAUUGCCUGUCCCGCAUGGUGCUCGGCAAAGGAGACUGGACCCCCGAACACGUCCACUACUCUGGAUACACUUACACCCAACUAAAGCCUUUCGUCGCUAUGAUACUGGAAUGCUGUCGGGAUCCUCGAAAACAUCACCACGCCGUCUUCGAGAAGUACAAGGUUAACCAGUUCCGACGCGCAUCUACCUAUGUUGAGCAGAAGUUACUCGGCGGCUUCCGCCUCCCGUUUCAGAAGACCAUCGCGUACCAUUCCGCCGGCGACUGGGACGACGAGGUGUCGCUAUCAGGCUCUGCGGUGCACCAUCCCCUAAGGAUGCCGAUUCCCCUCUUAGGUUGACGCGCUCAUCUGCGCGAUCGCGAGGGUUCUCUUCUCAAUCUCGUGUUUCUACGUGCAUUCGGAGGCCAUGCCAUUGUCGUGUCGGAGAGGUAACGCCGACCUGUCUCUCGUACGGAGGCCUACCCCUCGUCAUACUCCGGCGAGGGCUAAUUCCCGGAGCCCCUAAUAUUCUGGCAUGGAUAUGCCUUGUCGAUGACGCCGCAUGAGGCCUACGAGAUUCAUGAUCCGAUGGUUUGAUAUGCGGUACACUUUUGCUUUCUUCACGCGGCGUUUGUGGUAAUUAUCGCAACCUAGGUAGGGGGGCCAGUAUUGCGGGCAGG